Molecule: messenger RNA, 2561 nt
Organism: Carassius auratus (goldfish)
Lineage: Eukaryota; Metazoa; Chordata; Actinopteri; Cypriniformes; Cyprinidae
Product: dual specificity protein phosphatase 14-like
Exons: 2
Coding region: 1146-1775 (209 amino acids)
Biological process (GO): protein dephosphorylation
Cellular component (GO): cytoplasm
Molecular function (GO): MAP kinase tyrosine/serine/threonine phosphatase activity
Source: RefSeq, a predicted model, not a curated record
AGAAUUAAAAUUUGGGGAUGAAUUAUACCUUUUAGGUCAAAUAAUGCACAUCACAAGAUAUGCAAGAACAAAUGUCAUCUAGACUGACGUGACCAUGUCGCCUUAUUUGUUUUGAAAGCGACAGCUUUUCGGUUGAUGAUUCAAGUGGAUUUCCCACUAAUUUACCCAAAAACACAGUCACAAUGACACCGACUGGCCUUUUGUGUUAACAAGCUCACAAGCUGUGAAGAAGAGUUUGUGGGACACCACACAUGGCAUCCAGACUCCGUAAUUUCAGUGUGAAAAAAUGAGCGACAGCCAGAGAGAGAGAUUGUGUCCUGUUUGAAAGGAUGUUAGAGACUGUAGAUGUUAUUGCGAUCAGAGUCCCAUGAGAGUGGCAGGCAGGCGGUUUUUCAUUGAUGUAGAGAAAGGCUCAGGGAGACAGCCAGCACGAACUGGGGCAGAUGGGUUUUAUUAACACAAACACAGUGGCGGACUUCUGGGCACAAGGACUCUGCCAUAAAUUGAUGAUCCUUUUACCAAUGUGCACCAAAUCUUUACACAUUGCAGGGAUAUGAUCGUGCUGUCAAUUUAAGUUAUAUAUAUUCUGAACGUACAGACGAUCCGUCCACAUGUUGAUUUAGAGUGUCAAGCCAGCCGUAGUUUAGCAGAGGGUGAUGGUUUUGUUUGCACAGACAUCAGAUGUAAUUCUUAUUUAACAUGACUGGUUUGAUAUUUGUGGCAUGCUAAUAAAGGUCAGAGCCCCAUGCAUUAUAUUGAGAGGAAUGAAUGAUGUAGAGCCCUCAGGCAUGAUGGGGAACAGCAAACAGCACACAAGCCAUAAGUCAACCGUAUUAUAAAAAUUGCUGAUGUAUGAAAGAUAGGCGAUUAAAAACAGAUGCCCUACAUUCAGUUGUUUUUCAUGCCUGCCAGCAUCCUGACCCCCAGUAAUUGGAGGAAGCAGAUUUCAGCACACUUGGAAUCCACAGGGGCAUCUGAGGGCCAAAAUUGAUGGCUGAAUGAGCGUGUUACCUGAGAACAUCAAUGGGUGCACCCAAUGAUUUGUAUGAUAUCACCAUUUGCUUUGAGAUGACCAAGGAGAACUAAAAGACACCCUGGCUCCACCUCAAGGUUUCUAUUUCUCUGUCUCCUGCCUCCGCUCCUCAAUGGGUUCCCGAAGUCAGGGGUUCUUCCACCACCAACACCACCACCGUAGUUCAGUGGUACCCACGGCUGUCCCACGACUGCUGCCCGAGACCAGCAGCCUGUUGGGGGGCAUCGCCCAGAUCACUCCGUCCCUGUUUCUCGGCCGGGGGAAUGUGGCGUCUAACCGCAGCCUUCUCCUGUCCAAAGGGAUUACCUGUGUGGUGAACGCCACCAUCGAGCUGCCCAACUUCAACUGGCCACACAUGGAGUACGUCAAAGUGCCCCUGGCCGACAUGCCUCAUUCUCCCAUCUCGCUUUAUUUUGACAGUGUGGCUGAUAAGAUCCACAGCGUGGGCCGGAAACGGGGAGCCGUGUUGGUGCACUGCGCAGCUGGGGUGAGCCGCUCCGCCUCGCUCUGUUUAGCCUACCUCAUGAAGUACCACAGAGUUUCCUUGGCCGAGGCUCACGCUUGGGUCAAAUCCCGCCGACCGGUCAUUCGUCCUAAUGGAGGGUUCUGGCGACAACUCAUUGAGUACGAGAGGAAACUGUUUGGCAGGAACUCGGUGAAAAUGAUCCAGACACCGUAUGGGGUCAUUCCCGACGUGUACGAGAGAGACCGCAGGAAUUUGGCACCUUACUGGGGCUUGUGAAGAGGGGUUUGGAUCUUGGUUCAAACAUAGAGGACGGGUCUUCUAAGCGAUCUUUGACUCCAUUGUCUUCCAGCCUCUUUACGUACAUCCACGUGUCCCUCUCACCAGAGAACAAAGCCAGAUGGGAGUGCUUAUGUUCAUUUUCAAGAUGGAAAAAAGUCACUUUAAGUCCAUAUUUUAUGAAGUCAGAAGUGAUAAUACAUCCUUGAAUGCUGAAAGAAAUCUGGGUGACAAUAAUGUCAGAUUUAGGAGCACUUUGGGAAUCAAGUGUGAUGCUGGGAAACAGGAAUUCAGUCCUUGGUUAAGACUUACCAAUCAUAAUAUUGUGAGGAUAUUGUUUCCGUUUGGCUGUCGUCUUUGUUGAGAGGCAGCAGUCUGAGUCUAAUCACCGGUAGCAUUUGAAAUAUUAUAUUCUAAUGUGUAUUUAAACUUGUGCAUUCAGAAAAAUACAAAAAAGAGAGAAAGCUAUUGGAAGGUUUUGUGAUGUUACAAACUGUUUAACAGAAGUUUAGAUAAGACUAAUGAACUAUUUAUGUAAAUGAAAAACAAAAAAAACUAUUUUUGAACACCAUGGAGGACAGUUGGCAUUUGUCAUGUCAGAACUCCUACAAAAUGGGCUGUUUCACAAAAAGCAGAACAACAAAUAUGGCUUUUGCAAUCGGUUUUUAAUAUUUAACUCAAAAGGUGUUUCUUUCAGUUGUUUUCUGCAGUGAAGCAUUAAUUAUAACCGGAGGACAUCUGUCAGGGGACUCCUAGCAAACCUUUUACUAAUACAUGUAAAAAAAA